GUCAGACCAGUCAAACGUGUGACUAUUUGCAUGAACAGAACUUCAUCUGAAAACACUAAACGAACAGCAGAGACGAAACUGUCCGGUCUCAGAAGAAACAACACAAAUCUGUUUUGGUGCCUAUUUCCUUUCACAGCAUGAAUGAGUCAACUUCAAAGAGGAUCGUCCUUUUGGGGAAAACUGGAUCAGGAAAAAGCAGCUUGGCUAAUACCAUCCUGGGAGAGGAAGUCUUCAAGAUAAACCACCUUCCCAACACUGAAUCAACAAAGACUUUUGUCCAAACCAAACGUGUCCAUGGAAGAAGCCUGACUCUUGUUGACACAUGCAGUGUUUUUGACACAAGCAUGUCCGAUACGACGCUAAGAGAAGAUUUGGUGAGGUGUAUCACAGAGUGCGCUCCUGGGCCUCAUGCUUUUCUCAUUGUGCUGAAAGUGGAAAAGUUCACAGAGCAGGAAGAAGCGGUCUUCAAAGAGAUAUGCCGACAUUUUUCUGAGGACGCUCUGAAAUUUACUGCUGUUGUGUUCACUCAUGGAGAUCAGCUCCUAGAGGAUAUGACUAUUCAGAAGUUUGUUUCGACGAAUACAGAGCUGAGAGCUCUUGUGGAGAAAUGCGGAGGCAGAUGCCAUGUAGUUGAUAAUAAAUAUUGGAAAGAAGGCAGAGAGUGUUACAGGAGUAAUCAGUUCCAAGUAGAAGAGCUGUUAAAAACCACUGACAGGAUAACUGAGGCAAACCAUGGGAGGUGGUACACUAAUGAGAUGCUCAAAAAGGCAGAAAGACAGAUGAAAGAGGAGGAACACAAGCUGAGGCAGUCAUCAACUAAUAUGUCACCAGAGGAAAUAACAAUUACAGCUAAAAAUAAUGCAUAUGGUAAACUACUGAACAAGUUUGUUGGUGCUGCAACAGGCUUAAUAUUAGGUGCCCUUCUUGGUGCAGCUUCUGAAGUGGAAAUAUCAAAUUUAAAAACCAAACCUAAAGAAGAAUACAUGUCUGCUGCUUGGACUGGAGGCCAGCAGGGGGCUUGUGUGGGGUGGGAGGCAAGUGAAGAAGCAAAAAGUCCAACUGAGGCUUUUCACAAAGCCAAAGAUGCAGUCUGCAAAAACUCUCAACUUUCAUUUUUGAAGUUUUAAGACAUGGGAAGUCAGAAUUACAUUAGAACACACACGAAAAACAGAAAAACUGAAAAUGUUGUGUAAGUUACUUCCAAACUAUAACACGUAACAGAUUAAUAUAUAAUUUCUGAGUAAUUCUUUAUCUCAGAAGUCCCUAAUCCCUAAUACCGAUCCUCAUUACAGUUGAAACCAAGUGGGAGAGAAAAUUAAAGACAAAUAACAUUUUCUGUUUCUUAUAUAAUCUGACAAAAGAUUUACUUAGAAAAAAAAAAAACUACUGAAGUGAAAAAUGUCUUUGAUGACAGGUGAUUGGGUACAGCAAUAACUACUAAUUAUAUGUUUGUUUGUUUUUGUCAUGUUGAAACAUGGGAAACAGAUGGGUUUAGAGCAAAAAAUAAUAAUUAUGAGCAAUUUAUUAAAAAAAAGAGAUAGAGCAGACUAAGAACUUGUGUCUUAGAAAGAUGAAAACAAAGAAAACAACUGUCUUUCUAAUAAAAGUAGGUCGAAAUCACCAUAGUUUAUAAUAAUUAAUAAUUAUACAAAUGUUAUAAGCUUUACACUACUUGAAACAAAAACUAUCAUCUUAUUAACAAUUCUUUUGUAUUGCAUAACUCCAGAUUGCACUGAAAUGAUUUAUUAUCUGUGUGUAGUAAAUACAUAAACUGAAUAUUGAGAUCUUUAGUAAUUUGUAUGUAUGUUGUGUUUUUGGGUUUUCGUUUUUGAGGCAUUGAAAAUUAUUUUUUGUCUUGUUUUUAUCAAUGAGAACCUUGUCAGAGUUUCAAAUGACAAAAUGUAUAAAGCAUUUAAGAAGUUUGAGUCACUUUUUUCUCCAAGUGUUGUAGUGUUUUCUAAGCCUUUUGUAAGCCUCUUAAGUUGAGGAUUUUAAACUGAUCCUGAAACUGAGACAGUGUAAACAUUUGAUUUCUUCUUCCUUCUCCUAGUCAACAUCUGAGUUGUUUAAUUUUGAGUUAGGGGUAUCUUUUUUCUGGUCUUUGUAAAAAUAGAAAAAACAAGACAUUACAAUUCUGAAUGUAACGUACACGAAUUGGCAUCCAUGCACUGGAGGAAAAAGGGUCUGACUCAAGAGAUAUUUUAAGAUUAAAACAUUCCACUGUCAAUGUGCACAU
Molecule: messenger RNA, 2236 nt
Organism: Oryzias melastigma (Indian medaka)
Lineage: Eukaryota; Metazoa; Chordata; Actinopteri; Beloniformes; Adrianichthyidae
Product: GTPase IMAP family member 7
Exons: 2
Coding region: 138-1127 (329 amino acids)
Molecular function (GO): GTP binding
Source: RefSeq, a predicted model, not a curated record